Charadrius vociferus (killdeer) is the source of this 1058-nucleotide messenger RNA. It is a transcript of the gene PPA2, whose product is annotated as pyrophosphatase (inorganic) 2. Bases 1 to 903 code for a protein of 300 amino acids. Gene Ontology annotation, biological process: phosphate-containing compound metabolic process. Gene Ontology annotation, molecular function: magnesium ion binding; inorganic diphosphate phosphatase activity. The transcript has 11 exons. NCBI's taxonomy places the organism in Eukaryota, Metazoa, Chordata, Aves, Charadriiformes, Charadriidae. Gene Ontology annotation, cellular component: cytoplasm; extracellular exosome. The record is from RefSeq and is a predicted model, not a curated record.
AUGACGCUUGAUGGGCAGUGGAGAAGCAGAAAGGUACCACGGUACCGCUGCAGAAAGCUGUCCUACCCUCCUCACAGGUGGAGUGUGACAGCAAAGAGCGCAGAUGUCUCUAUAGCUCCCCACCUCCGCAUGAGGAAGCCGAGUAAAAGCAGCUGGAAUAGAGAGAUAUUUAAUAUGAUUGUGGAAGUGCCUCGUUGGACAAAUGCAAAAAUGGAGAUUGCCACUGAGGAGCCGUUGAAUCCCAUUAAACAAGAUAUAAAGAAAGGCAAGCUUCGAUAUGUGGCAAAUAUCUUUCCUCACAAGGGUUAUAUAUGGAAUUAUGGUGCCCUCCCACAGACCUGGGAAGAUCCAAACCAUACAGAUGACAAUACAGGAUGUUGUGGAGAUAACGAUCCCAUUGAUGUUUGUGAAAUAGGUUCAAAGAUUCGUUCUUCUGGUGAGGUGGUUCAGGUGAAGGUCUUGGGUGUUUUAGCUCUUGUUGAUGAAGGAGAGACAGAUUGGAAGAUAAUUGCUAUCAGUGUGGAUGACCCAGAAGCUCAGAAAAUCCACGAUAUUGAUGAUGUCAAGAAGCACAAACCAGGUUACCUUGAGGCUACAGUUGACUGGUUCCGAUUAUAUAAAGUUCCUGAUGGAAAACCGGAAAAUCAGUUUGCUUUUAAUGGAGAAUUUAAAGACAAGGAUUUUGCUGUUGAAAUUAUUAAAUCCACCCAUGAAUACUGGAAAGCUUUGCUUCAUAAAAAAGCUGAUGGAGGUACUAUUAAGUGUACAAAUGUUCUGGUGAAUGGCAGCCCAUUUUGUUGCAGUGAGGAGGUUGCCCGAUCGAUUGUGCAGUCGGCACCAGUGCCUGUGAAUGGAGAUCCAGUUUCCCCAGAAGUUGAUUCCUGGCACUUUUUCCCCAAGUGAUCGUCAAAGUGUUCUGAAGCUGCAUCAUCAAAUCUUAAAGUCAUCUGUUUUUUGAAGACAGGCAAAAGCACUAAUUGUUGGGUUCCUGUUGAAACAACUUUUCAACUUGUGUAAACCUUCUCUCGUGUAAAUAAACUCUGACAUUAUGAAAUGAA